This is a messenger RNA of Drosophila sulfurigaster albostrigata, 2169 nucleotides long. RefSeq lists its product as uncharacterized. Gene Ontology annotation, cellular component: membrane. The record is from RefSeq and is a predicted model, not a curated record. Lineage: Eukaryota; Metazoa; Arthropoda; Insecta; Diptera; Drosophilidae. The coding region runs from base 229 to 2076 and encodes 615 amino acids. Gene Ontology annotation, molecular function: protein binding. The transcript is spliced from 5 exons.
AACAGUCUUUAUGAGAGUCGCGCAAUCAACGCACACGCAACGCAAGUCGAGCGGAAAGAAUCAGAGCAGCUUAGAAAGUCAGCGAAAGUUCAAGAAAGUGAAGUAACAUAUGUAUACAAAUCCAAAUACAAAUAAAUUAAGUUGAAAAUAAAUAUUUGUGAAAUGAAUGCAACUUGCUAGCCAGUGAUUAAGUGACUCCAGCAUUGAAAUUAUAAAACUAUUGUAAAUAUGAAACAGUUGCAAAUCUUACUGUUGUUGUUUCUCUGGCAACUGAGCUGCAUUUGCUCUCAGAACAGCAGCUUGCGAGUUAACACAUAUCUCAAGGAGAUGGGCCCUACAGCUAUGGCCUUGCCAUCGAUACAGGCUGCGGGCAAUAUUUGCACACGCGAGGAACCCUAUGAGGAGGUGAUUCAGGUGCCGGAGGUGCAGCCGGUGCGAGUUCGUACAUCUAGCUGGUGCUUGGAUAUACCGCCGCGAUGCUCCUCGUUCAAGACGGAAAUGCGCGAGGUGAUGAGGAUGCAGAAACUGAACAAAACGCGCACUGUUCGCUUUUGCUGUCAAGGCUAUGAGGGCAAUCUCUCGGACAGCCAAGCCAGUUGCAAGCCCAUUUGUCGGGGGGGCUGUGGGCGUGGCAGUUGCCUUAUGCCCGAUAUCUGCAGUUGCGAAGAAGGCUACACGGGCAAGCACUGCACUCAACGCUGCGAUCACGAUCGCUGGGGAUUGGACUGUAAGAAUCCGUGCCAAUGUCGAAACGAUGCGGUCUGUGACAACAAAACUGGCGUCUGUCAUUGCAUCGCUGGCUGGGCGGGGCAAUUCUGUGAACAGCCUUGUCCGCCGGGCACACAUGGCGUCAUGUGCCGCAAGGCAUGCGAAUGUGCUGAGAGACUGUGCCAUCCUCAGACUGGCGAGUGCAUACGCCAGGAUCAUGUGGUGGGUGCCUUGAAUGUCAGCCAUGUGGUGCUGGAGACCAUCAACUCGACCAUGGCGAACCUUACGCACAAUAUCAAUAGCAUUGCCAAGCGCAUUGGCAGCAUGCAGGAGGUGGGAGGCCUUGACCAGGCCUCGCCUAGUCCGCUGCCCGAGGUGAUACUGAUCAAGCAGCCCGUUCAGGAAGCCUCACACACGCCCAAGAUCAUUCUGCACGAGUCGAGCAAUGCCCUCUUGGAGAACUUACACACAGCCGCAGCGGCUGGCGUGCCAACUCCCGAGGUCAUACAUGUGAUCACGAAUGGUGGCAGUGUGUCGCAGGAGCAUCAGCCUCAGCUGAACCUUGCGGGAUUUGCGGCAGGCGAGAGUAAUCCAAGCAGAAGUGCCCAUGAUCAUGAUACCAGUUUGCUGAGCACAAUGAUCGUCAUACUUCUUGUGCUGAUGACUGUCAUUGUGCUCGGCUUCCUUUAUGUCUAUCGACGACAACAUCUCCAGAAGGAGGCUGUCAUCUAUAAUGCGAAUGGCACGCUUUCAACUCACCCCCACAAUACCAAUCCCGAAGUUGUGAUUAGCGAGUCUGGCGCUAUGGGAAAAAUAUUUCACGGACCACUGCCAAAACCUCCAGCUGCAAAUGCCAUUAACCAGACUCUACCGAAUGAGGUUUCUCAACCGGAACUGUAUGAUACACCUAGUAAUAACUCAUCAAUUAGAACACCGCCAUAUGCCUAUGCCAGGAAAGAGUCACUCUAUUCGGUAAUCUCGCCAAAGUCGCGCAAAGGCAGCCUCGACUCGCAUCUUUAUGACGAGAUACGAUAUCAUCAGCAACAGCAGCAGCAGCAGCAACACUUCCAGCAACUGCAACAUCAACAUCAACACCCACAUCAACAUCAACAUUACCAUCAUCAGCAGCAGCAGCAGCACCAACCUCACCAACCACAUACCUCGCAAAUACGCUACCAGCAUUCCACCAUAGCAGCCGCCUAUCUACCGCCCCCAUUGAUGCAGCGGCAGUCAAAUCACCAUCCACAACAACAUCAACAGCAACAUGCGCCAAACUCUCAUGUUUCCCACUUAAUAAUUCCACCACAAGAUUCAAAGUUUCUACAGGUACCAAACCAGAUUACAACACAAAAGAUUGCCCACUUGUGAGUUUGUCAUUGCCACAAAGGAAUUUUUUAAUACUUUUCCAAUUAUCUCUUAAAAUUGUCAUUAAAUUGAAAAGUAGUUUUGGAUUACAUUCGC